This is a messenger RNA of Sycon ciliatum, 2282 nucleotides long. Its product is annotated as transmembrane protein 231-like. The record is from RefSeq and is a predicted model, not a curated record. Gene Ontology annotation, biological process: cilium assembly; regulation of protein localization. The transcript is spliced from 7 exons. Gene Ontology annotation, cellular component: ciliary transition zone; ciliary membrane. Lineage: Eukaryota; Metazoa; Porifera; Calcarea; Leucosolenida; Sycettidae. Bases 219 to 1352 code for a protein of 377 amino acids.
CUAUCCUGCCUUCAUCAUCUUUACAAUCAUGUCAACUAUUUUGAAGCCUUCUCUUAUUUUCUUCCAUUUAUCAAGAGAUAAUGAUGAUUGAUCUAGACUUGUAGCCACCGAGCGCUUCAAAAAGUUUUUCUCCCAGAGAGUUCCUGUGCUUCCAGUGGCUGCUGUAGGGGCAAGCAACUGUCCCUUGCUGGUUGCUGUAUGUGCUAAUUUCUGGCAAAAUGGCUCGCAUCGCUGUGUACUCUGAGCCAGUUCGUCGUUGGUAUACAGCACAGGUGUGUUCGUUGGCAAGUUUGCUUCAAGUGGUGCUAUGGAUGAUGAAUGUGAUCCUUCCUCUUAUCAUCGCUUUCAAUAUUCCAGGUUUCUGGCAGAAGUACAGUGAGUAUCGCGAGCAAGCACAUGUGCAGUACCAGCAUCACCUGAUCGUCUCUAUGUCGUCGGCAGCAGAGCAGGUAGCCACCUGGAGCACGAUGGGGAAUUACAAUCGGCUAGCGACGGCCAAGCUGCGAAUACCUCUUGUCACGUCCUAUGCAGUAGACAACAAUUUUGAUGGCAAACCGGACGCGUUCAAUAUCACUGUAGAGAUGCCUCUGAGUAGUGGAGAGAGAAUCCAGCAAGUUCAACUCAUGCUCUUCUUCUCCUAUCAUUUGAGUUCUUUUGCUCGUCUGCAAGCGCAAGGAAUGGCUUAUGUUGACCACGUGUCACCGUUUCCGGGCGCUCGGCUUGACAUUGGCGGAGACCUUCUGCUGUUACAGCGCAAUCCCUUGCCAUGGACAGGCAUUGUUACCACAUCUAAUUCUUCAAUCGUGAAUACUGAUAGUCUACUUGCUCAUGACUACAGUACUCUCAACAUCCUGCACACGUAUGCACAGAGAAAUGGUCCAGUCGCAUUUGUAUCACUGCCAGCAGAACGUCGUGGGCCGUGCAACUUGAGGGUGUCAAAUACGUAUUUUGGGCCGGAUUUCACCGAGUGCAACUGCAUUACCAGUACCAGUGUGUGCGUGUGUGUAUGUGUAUGUGCAUGUGUGUAUGCAUAUCUUGGUAUGGACGUGAUGUACACGCUUGUGAACGUUCCGUACACGCUUGUGAACGUUCCCGACAUAGAGACAACGCACCUCCGCAAUACGCACCACAUCUGGACACCCAAUCCCAGUGACCAGCUAGCGUUCACUGUGCAAGCGUACAUCCGUUUUCCUGAACAGACCUUCACAUAUCGUGCCGGAUUUUGGGAGCUGAUCAAGUUUGCCUGGAUCCAGUACCUGUGUGUGUUCCUGGUCUUCGCUUGGUUGCUCGACGGUGUCAAGCGCUUUAUCUUCUCCAAUGGUAUCAUACUAACAGCACGCAAGGAUGCCUGAGUACAAUAAUGGCAUACCAUGGCGAGCUACGGCGCUGGUUCGAGGCACGGUAUUGUCUCAGUGGCGUGCCUCAAGGUGCAACGUGUGCUGAUGAACUACUGCUACCUUGGCUUGCUCUUGGGACUUGUCACACCGAGAGGCUGGCCAAACAUAUGCAGAUGGUGCAGAUGGAAGAGGAGGCUCGCAUUGUCGCAUUCUGUGUUGGUCAACCGCAUCUGCCAACUGUAAUCUGCCAGUGUGAACAUGCUUGGCACCGCGCCCCAACUUGAUAGUCUCUCUCAUGCGGAGCUGGAAGUCAGUCAUGCUCAAGUCAUUUCCACAGAUUCUGGGAUGGAUUAUGUCACCUGGAUCAAAUCCCUGGGGCACCCGAGCCAUUCCACCCUUCUAAAAGGGCUUGGCCGCCUGGUGCAUUCUAGCGCUGCUUACCCGAGCCAUCCCAUAUGGUGUUUAGCAUGCCCUAUUCUGGUCCUGGUCAAGUAAACCAGCCACCGGCCCACGUGCCGGGUAGCUGGAGAGAGCUGCACGAGAGCACCCUCCCCAGAAAAAUACCGACAAAAACAGCGAUCGUUUUCGUUUUCUCUAGACUGAAUAUUAUACAAAUUCACACUACAAAAUUUUCAAGAAAUUUGAAAAUUAUAAUUAUUGGAUAUAAUUUUAAUCUGAAAAUGUUUCUCCUCACUACAGCUGCGAAUUACACUCAUUCAAGGAAGAAAAGCAUUAACUAAUUACUUUAAUAACAGGAGCUAGAAGAAUUGCCUAGGGCGGCACGCGAAACACGAAGCAAUGCAAUAAAGGAAUAAAUUAGAAUAAAGGUUGGACAGAAACAGAAACAUCUAAUGUAUGUGAUUCGAUGCAUUAUCAUAUCAUAAUAUGAUCAGGGCCCAUCCGGCAUUUUCGAUAAUUUUCCCGGAACGAAUUUUUUAAAUUAUA